Equus caballus (horse) is the source of this 4926-nucleotide messenger RNA. RefSeq names its product ATPase phospholipid transporting 8B3 (gene ATP8B3). Gene Ontology annotation, cellular component: trans-Golgi network; plasma membrane. Gene Ontology annotation, molecular function: magnesium ion binding; ATPase-coupled intramembrane lipid carrier activity; ATP hydrolysis activity. Gene Ontology annotation, biological process: phospholipid translocation; Golgi organization. NCBI's taxonomy places the organism in Eukaryota, Metazoa, Chordata, Mammalia, Perissodactyla, Equidae. The record is from RefSeq and is a predicted model, not a curated record.
AGUGAGCAGGAGCAGCCCUAAGGGGCGGGCUCCUGUCCCAGACAAACAGUGGGGUGGAUUCUGGCCAUCUCGGUGUCGCCUCCAGCCCCGUCUGUGCCCGCUGGGUCUCUCCGGCUCUGGGUCCCACUGGCUGGGCCUCACUUUCCCCCAUCUGGAGAGUGGGCACCGGCCCCACUCAGGCCCGGGGAGCAUCAGAGCUGGCCCUGAGCCGGGCCCUCCCUCCGGGGGACACCGAUGACUCACAGGCCGGCCAUCCCCGUCCCGGGAGGUUCCUAGUUCAGUGGGGCUGCCCAGACGGGGAGAACGGGCCAUCACAACGGGGAUGGGGGACACCCCGGGCAGAGAGGAAGCCCAGAGGACGUGCCCCCACAAGCCUGGACGGUCCGAGAAGUAUGAGCUGAGACCAGAAGGCCCCACCGUCAUGGGCAGCCUCGCCUACCGAGAAGGCCUUGAAGACGAAGAGAAGAACUCGGGGUUCACGUGGGAGGUGAAAGCCAACAGCCGGGCCUACAACAGCCGCUUCAAGGAGAAGGCCUUCCUGUGCUGGCAGAGGCCGAAGUACAAGACCAACAUCAUCCACACGGCCAAGUACAACUUCUUCUCCUUCCUGCCCUUGAACCUGUGUGAGCAGUUCCGCCGCAUGUCGAACCUCUACUUCCUUCUCAUCAUCAUCCUCCAGAGCAUCCCCGAGAUCUCCACCCUGCCCUGGUUCACGCUCUUCGCCCCGCUCGUCUGCCUCCUCGUCAUCCGGGCCACGCGAGACCUGAUGGACGACAUCGGGCGACACAGGAGCGAUAGGGUCAUCAACAACCGGCCCUGCCAGGUCCUGGUGGGCAAGAGCUUCCGGUGGAAGAGAUGGAAGAACCUGUGUGUGGGCGACGUGGUCUGUCUACGCAGAGACAACAUUGUCCCGGCCGACCUGCUCUUGCUGGCCAGCACCGAGCCCAGCAGCCUGUGCUACGUGGAGACGGCUGACAUCGACGGGGAGACCAACUUGAAGUUCAGGCAGGCGCCAAUGGUCACCCACCAUGAGCUGAACAAUGUGAAGAAGAUGGCGUCCUUCCAAGGCAAGGUGGUGUGUGAGGAACCCAACAGCCGGAUGCACCAGUUUGUGGGGUGCCUGGAGUGGAUGGGGAGGAAAUACCCCCUGGACAUCGGCAACAUCCUCCUACGAGGCUGCAAGAUCCGGAACACGCACACCUGCUACGGGCUGGUCAUCUACGCGGGUUUUGACACGAAGAUCAUGAGGAACUGUGGCAAGAUCCACCUGAAGAGAACCAAGCUAGACCUCCUGAUCAACAGGCUGGUGAUCGUGAUCUUUGUGUCCCUGGUGCUGAUCUCGGCGGCCCUGACCGUGGGCUUCUGGUACAAGGUGAAGGAGUUCAAGACCAAGCACCACUACGUGGCCGCCAAGCACGCGCGCACCAUGGCCACCGAGUCCUUCUUCAUCUUCUGGGGCUUCCUCAUCCUGCUGAGCGUCAUGGUGCCCAUGGCCAUGUUCAUCAUGGCCGAGUUCAUCUACCUGGGGAACAGCGUCUUCAUCAACUGGGACACGCAGAUGUACUACGAGCCGAAAGAUAUGCCCGCCAAGGCCCGCAGCACGAGCCUCAACGACCAGCUGGGCCAGGUGGAGUACAUCUUCUCGGACAAGACCGGCACGCUCACCCAGAACAUCAUGACUUUCAAGAAAUGCUGCAUCAACGGCGUCCUCUACGGCGACGAGGAAAAGAAGACCGGCCGCAAGGAGAGCCCCUACCUCUGGAACAAAUUCUCCGACGGGAAGCUGCCCUUCCACAACGCGGAGCUCCUGCAGGCCGUGCGCGGCAACAAGGACAAGAUGGUGCGCGAGUUCUGGCGCCUGCUGGCCAUCUGCCACACGGUGAUGGUGCAGGAAAGGAACAACCAGCUGUUGUACCAGGCGGCGUCGCCCGAUGAGGAGGCGCUGGUGACGGCCGCGCGGAAUUUCGGCUACGUGUUCCUGGCGCGCACGCAGGACAGCAUCACGGUGAUGGAGCUGGGCGAGGAGCGGGUGUACCAGGUGCUGGCCAUGAUGGACUUCAACAGUGUCCGAAAGCGCAUGUCGGUGCUGGUCCAAGACCCCGAGGGCUCCAUCUACCUGUAUACCAAAGGCGCCGACACGGUCAUCUUUGAGCGCUUGCGCAAGAAAGGCGUGAUGGAGUGGACCACGGAGGACAUCCUGGCCUCUUUGGCUGAGCAGACCCUGCGGACGCUGUGCCUGGCCUACAAGGAGGUGGACAAGGAUGCGUAUGAGCAGUGGCACCAGCGCCACCAGGAGGCCAGCCUCCUGCUGCAGAACCGGGCCCACGCCCUGCACCAGCUGUAUGAGGAGAUGGAGCAGAACCUCCAGCUGCUGGGAGCCACAGCCAUCGAGGACAGGCUCCAGGACGGCAUCCCCGAAACCAUCCAGUGUCUCAAGCAGGGGAACAUCAAAGUGUGGGUGCUCACAGGGGACAAGCAAGAGACGGCGGUGAACAUCGGCUUUGCCUGUCAGCUGCUCUCGGAGAACAUGCUCAUCCUGGAGGAGAAGGAGAUCACUCGGAUCCUGGAGGCCUACUGGGAGAGCAACAACAACCUGCUGGGAAAGAACUGCCUGAAGAAGCGGUUCCUGCCACAGGUCAAGAUGGCCAUGGUCAUCAACGGGGAUUUCCUGGACCAGCUGCUGCUGUCCCUGCGCAAGGAGCCGCGGGCGCUGGUCCAGAGCGCGGACGCGGACGCGGAGGAGCCGUGGCAGGAGCCCGGCGAGAGGAGGACGGACUUCCUGCAGGCCCGGCGGCUGUCCCUGAUGUGGCGCUCCCUCGGGACGCAGCUGAGGAGCACGGGGCUGGCGUCGCCGGACCAGAAGGCGCGCGCCCGCGAGAGCCCCGAGAUGCGGCGGGAGCGCGCCUUCGUGGAGCUGGCCUCGCGGUGCCAAGCGGUCAUCUGCUGCCGGGUGACGCCCAAGCAGAAGGCCUUGAUCGUGGCCCUGGUCAAGAAAUACCAGCACGUGGUGACCCUGGCCAUCGGCGACGGCGCCAACGACGUCAACAUGAUCAAGACCGCGGACAUCGGCGUGGGGCUGGCCGGCCAGGAGGGCAUGCAGGCCACGCAGAACAGCGACUACGUGCUGGCCCAGUUCUGCUUCCUGCAGCGGCUGCUGCUGGUGCACGGGCGCUGGUCCUACCUGCGCGUCUGCAAGUUCCUGCGCUAUUUCAUCUAUAAGACGCUGGCCAGCAUGAUGGCCCAGGUCUGGUUCGCCUUCUACAGCGGCUUCACCGCCCAGCCCCUGUACGAAGGCUGGUUCCUGGCGCUCUUCAACCUGCUGUAUACCACCCUUCCGGUCCUGUACAUCGGCCUGUUCGAGCAGGACGUGAGUGCGGAGCAGAGCCUGAAGUUGCCGGAGCUAUACAUCGUGGGCCAGAAGGACGAGCUCUUUAACUACUGGGUCUUUCUCCAAGCUGUGGCCCACGGCAUGGGCACCUCCCUGGUCAACUUCUUCAUGACCCUGUGGGUCUGCCGUGAUUCGGGCGGGCCCGUCAUCUUCGGCGACUAUCAGUCAUUUGCCGAGGUCGUGGCCCUGUCGGGCCUGCUGUCCAUCACCAUGGAGGUCAUCCUCAUCCUCAAAUACUGGACCGUCCUGUUUGUGCUGGCCAUUCUCCUCAGCCUCUGUUUGUACAUACUCAUGACUUGGGCCAGCCAGAGCUUCUGGCUCUUCAAACUCUCCCCCAAGACCUUCCCGUUUCUGUACGCUGAUCGCAACGUGCUGUCCCAGUCCCCCAUCCUGCUGGUGAUCCUGGUGAACGUGUCGUUGAACACGCUGCCUGUGCUGGCCUUCCGUCUCAUUCACCAGACCCUCAAGAAGCCACGCCCCAAGGAGGAGGAGGAGGCCCCGAGUGAGGAGCUCGUCACCCCGGAGCCCAUGCCCUACAUACACCGGGAGUCACGUGGCCGGCGCUCCAGCUAUGCCUUCUCCCACCGUGAGGGCUACGCAGACCUCAUCACACAGGGCACCAGUCUGCGGAAGCCACCAGGGGUCAACAGCGACAUGCUGACUGAACAGAAGGUCCCAUCCGAUGAGGAGCUCCCCCCGAGUUUCGAAGAGCUACCCUGGUACUCCAGGAGGAUGUCAUUCCUGGGGAGGAAGAGACACCAGCACCGGGGUAAGGUGUCCUCUGAGGACAUGCAGCCCACCACUGUGGUGAGCUCAUCCUUCACUGUGGACGGGCCAUCCUCUCCUCAUCUGAAGAACCAACUCUCCCUCGCCAGGAGCGUGGCUGCCAGCACAGAGUGGCAAUCCAGGUCUUUCCAGGAGAAGUUGCCAGUGAAGCAGGGGAGGUCACUAUCGGUUGGGUACUGGUCAUUUUCUCUUCCUAAGAGGCUGCCACUAGCCAGGAAGAGGCCACCCUCCCUUCAAGACAUGCCACUGUCACUCAGGGAAAACCAGCUGCCGCUGUCUGGGAGUCAGCCACCGUCUUCGGGACAGCUGCCUUUGGAGAGCCAGCCAGGAGCCUGGGAAGCAAGGAAACCCCUCUGGAGUGUCUCGCUGCCGUCCUUGAAGAGCUUGGAAAAGGAGCUCGAGCUCCCAGAGGAGGAGGAGCUGGGGCCACCUCCCACCGACACCUCUUCUACCCUGGUGGAAGUCACGCCACUGUCUACAGAAGAGUCAUCCGCCUACGAGCUGCCCAUGGAGGGGGAGCCCGGGCCGGAGGAGGGGCAGCCGGCGGUGCCCAGUGGGGACCAAGUGCCACCCAACCCAGCAGAACAGCCGCCCCUGCCUGAGAAGGACCAGUGACCGCCCAGGCUUUGUCAGCAUCAACCGGCGAGCAUGAGGCCGUCCCCCGAAGACAACGGCUCCACGUCCUUUUCUUUCUCUAAUAAACCAGGGUCCCUCGGACCCAGGGCUCCCCGAGGCUCCCUCACUUCCUUUUA